Molecule: messenger RNA, 537 nt
Organism: Colletotrichum higginsianum IMI 349063
Lineage: Eukaryota; Fungi; Ascomycota; Sordariomycetes; Glomerellales; Glomerellaceae
Product: Glis family zinc finger 1
Exons: 2
Coding region: 1-537 (178 amino acids)
Biological process (GO): regulation of transcription by RNA polymerase II
Cellular component (GO): nucleus
Source: RefSeq, a predicted model, not a curated record
AUGGCACUUGGUGUCAUGGCGUGUCCACUAGACACCCCCUCCUAUUCUUCGGAAACCAUGAGUCCGACUCUAAGCCCCUUAAACCCCGGGAACGAGAAUGAAAGCGACAAGGCCAGCGACAGCGGCUUCAGCAACGACAUCGAGACCCCCGCCGCCGCCGCCGCCGCCGCCGCCGCCACCGUCGGCGGUCUCGACAUAUCGCGCCUUUGUUUCGAAUGCCGCUGGCAGAACUGCGGCAAGGUCUUCCGCAGACCGAGUGAUCUGACCAAACAUGAAAGAUACCACAUCAAGGAGUACCUAUGCGACGAGACCGGCUGCGACAAGGCCUUCGCCACCAUGAAGGACCUCAAACGGCACAAGAAGACGCACGAGACCCUCGACGGCGACAGCUCAGGCUACCGCUGCCGCGUGCCGGGAUGCCGGAAGGCAAAGACCGGGCACGUCUACAACCGCCGCGACAACUUCGUCCGCCAUCUCCGGACCAAGCAUGUGGGGAUGGACUUUGACGUCAGGGAAGAAUAUGAUAUGACGUACUGA